AUGCAAGAUACACGUCCUACACCAGAUACACGUCCUACACCAGAUACACGACUUACACCAGAUACACGUCCUUUACCAGAUACACGUCCUACACCAGAUACACAUACACGUCCUACACCAGAUACACGUCCUUUACCAGAUACACGUCCUACACCAGAUACACGAUACACGUCCUACACCAGAUACACGUCCUUUACCAGAUACACGUCCUUUACCAGAUACAAGUCCUUUACCAGAUACACGUCCUACACCAGAUACACGUCCUUUACCAAAUACACGUCCUACACCAGAUACACGUCCUUUACCAGAUACAAGUCCUACACCAGAUACACGUCCUACACCAGAUACACGUCCUACACCAGAUACACGUCCUUUACCAGAUACACGUCCUACACCAGAUACACGUCCUACACCAGAUACACGUCCUACACCAGAUACACGUCCUUUACCAGAUACACGUCCUACACCAGAUACACGUCCUACACCAGAUACACGUCCUACACAAGAUACACGUCCUUUACCAGAUACACGUCCUACACCAGAUACACGUCCUACACCAAAUACACGUCCUACACCAGAUACACGUCCUUUACCAGAUACACGUCCUUUACCAGAUACACGUCCUACACCAGAUACACGUCCUUUACCAGAUACACGUCCUACACCAGAUACACGUUCUUUACCAGAUACACGUCCUGUACCAGAUACACGUCCUACACCAGAUACACGUCCUACACCAGAUACACGUCCUACACCAGAUACACGUCCUAUACCAGAUACACGUCCUAUACCAGAUACACGUCCUACACCAGAUACACGUCCUACACCAGAUACACAUACACGUCCUACACCAGAUACACGUCCUACACCAGAUACACGUCCUACACCAGAUACACGUCCUACACCAGAUACACGUCCUACACCAGAUACACGUCCUACACCAGAUACACGUCCUACACCAGAUACACAUCCUACACCAGAUACACGUCCUACACCAGAUACACGUCCUUUACCAGAUACACGUCCUACACCAGAUACACGUCCUACACCAGAUACACGUCCUUUACCAGAUACACGUCCUACACCAGAUACACGUCCUACACCAGAUACACGUCCUUUACCAAAUACACGUCCUACACCAGAUAA
Molecule: messenger RNA, 1146 nt
Organism: Physella acuta
Lineage: Eukaryota; Metazoa; Mollusca; Gastropoda; Physidae
Product: shematrin-like protein 1
Source: RefSeq, a predicted model, not a curated record